Molecule: messenger RNA, 561 nt
Organism: Aquila chrysaetos chrysaetos
Lineage: Eukaryota; Metazoa; Chordata; Aves; Accipitriformes; Accipitridae
Gene: EFCAB11
Product: EF-hand calcium binding domain 11
Molecular function (GO): calcium ion binding
Source: RefSeq, a predicted model, not a curated record
AUGAACUGUCUCGGCGUUUGGUUCUCAUUAAUUUAUUACAAGCUUGUGACUGCAGUUAACUUAUUCAAAGUAAAAAAUAUUAGGUCAGGUUUAUUGUUUUAUAAUGCAAGUCACUUUCUGUAGAUUUUUGAAGCGUGCGAUGAAGAUAACAAAGGCUAUUUAAGCAGAGAGAACUUUAAAGUUGCUGUAGUAAUGUUUGGUUAUAAACCAUCAAAGGUGGAGGUGGAUUCAGUAAUGUCUUCUGUGAGACCAUGAAAUUCCAGUAAUAUUCUAUUAUUUGAAAAGUUUUUAAAUCUCAUGAGUGCAAUGAAGGAUGCACAGUUAUACAGUAAUGAAACAAGGAAAAUGUUUUCAGCUUUUGCUGCGCAAGACAGAGGAUUUUUGACUUUUGAAGACUUCCAGAGAGCCUUCAAUUCUGUUUCUCCUAAGUUAUCUGAAAAAAUCAUAGUCGAAGCCUUCACAGAAGUUGAUCAGGAUUCUGAUCACCGCAUAAGCUUCAAAGAGUUUGAAUCUGCAAUGAAGUAUGGACAAGAUGAAGUAUCACCAGUGUACUUUGCCUAA